AUGACCGCUCAAGUACGCGACCUCAAGCCGCUCAACAUUAGACCUGUUCAACAUCAGGUCCACGACCCUCCCAAGACAGACCCUUUCGACUUCCAUCACCACGAUGACAAGAUUCACAUCCUUCUCUGCGCGUCAGGGUCGGUUGCGACCAUCAAAAUACCAAACAUGAUCAACGCGUUAGCGAAACAUGCGAAUGUACGGAUUCGACUCAUAUUCACGGCUGCGGCGACCAGCUUCCUGCAGGGACAGAGCGGCGAACAGCCUUCCAUGGAAGACAUAGAAGCCCUGCCGAAUGUAGACGGAAUAUACUUCGACGAAGACGAGUGGAGGGCACCAUGGGUACGAGGCAACAAGAUCCUUCAUAUUGAGCUACGGCGAUGGGCAGACAUUAUGGUCAUUGCACCCUUGAGCGCCAACGAGCUCGCUAAGAUAACACAAGGCUUAUCGGAAAACCUUCUGCUAUCUGUUGUACGCGCGUGGGAUACCACCGGUCUGAUUGAUCCGGUAAGGAGCAUACCUGGCGUGCAAUGGCCGCAAGAUGAAGGUGGCAUACAGAGAAAGAGGAUAUUAGUCGCACCAAGCAUGAAUACUGCCAUGUGGUUUCAGCCUAUCACGAAGAAGCAGGUGCUGGUACUGGAGGAAGAGUGGGGUGUGAAGAACGGGGGCUGGUUCGAGGUGCUGCAGCCCAUGGAGAAAGAGUUGGCGUGCGGAGAUAUCGGAGGCGGCGCAAUGAAAGACUGGAGGGAGAUUGUGGAAGUGGUUGAGCAGCGUCUGGGCCUGACACCUUGA
Messenger RNA from Alternaria arborescens, 789 nucleotides. RefSeq lists its product as hypothetical. Bases 1 to 789 code for a protein of 262 amino acids. The transcript has a single exon. Gene Ontology annotation, molecular function: phosphopantothenoylcysteine decarboxylase activity; FMN binding. Gene Ontology annotation, cellular component: phosphopantothenoylcysteine decarboxylase complex. The record is from RefSeq and is a predicted model, not a curated record. Gene Ontology annotation, biological process: coenzyme A biosynthetic process. NCBI's taxonomy places the organism in Eukaryota, Fungi, Ascomycota, Dothideomycetes, Pleosporales, Pleosporaceae.